Molecule: messenger RNA, 413 nt
Organism: Staurois parvus
Lineage: Eukaryota; Metazoa; Chordata; Amphibia; Anura; Ranidae
Source: the annotation of a GenBank genome assembly
UGCCACCCAUCUGUGCCCAUCAGUGCCCCCCAGCAGUGCCACCAGUCAGUGCCCAGCAGUACUGCCAUGCCACCUCAUCAGUGCUGCCUAUCAGUGCCACCUCAUCUGUGCCGCCGAUCAGUGCCACCUCAUCAGUGCUGCCUAUCAGUGCCCAUCAGUGCUGCCCAUCACUGUCAGUAUCCAUCAGUGCCACAUCAAUGCCACAUAUCAGUGCCUACCAGUGCACAUCAAUGCCACAUAUCAGUGCCCAUCUGAGCUGCCUUUCAGUGUCACCCAUCAGUGCCAAUCAGUGCCACCUAUCAGUGCUGCCAAUCAGUGCCACCAAUUAGUGCUAGUCAGUGCCGCCUAUCAGUGCCAUGCAUCAGUGCUGCCUUUCAGUGCCCAUCAGUGAUGCCCGUCAAUGCCCAUCAGUG